Mugil cephalus (flathead mullet) is the source of this 1780-nucleotide messenger RNA. Its product is annotated as Kv channel-interacting protein 2-like. Bases 434 to 1195 code for a protein of 253 amino acids. Gene Ontology annotation, biological process: regulation of potassium ion transmembrane transport. The transcript has 9 exons. Lineage: Eukaryota; Metazoa; Chordata; Actinopteri; Mugiliformes; Mugilidae. Gene Ontology annotation, molecular function: potassium channel regulator activity; calcium ion binding. Gene Ontology annotation, cellular component: voltage-gated potassium channel complex. The record is from RefSeq and is a predicted model, not a curated record.
GAGGAAUGGAUCGGCAGCUGGAGUGCACUCCUACAAUCCCUCUGUGAGCAGCACGCCCUCUCCUGCUCCACCACUCCUCUCAGCUGUUUCCCUCCCCCCGGUGCCCCCUCUGCUCGGAUAGAUGCGUGCGCUCCAGGUGUCAGGUAGACCCUUCAGUCACUCAGGACGGUCAAGUCAGCCGCGUCAUAGCGUUUGAAGCUCGGGGAGCGGGAGAGGAGCCGAGGGCGCGGAGAGGCGAGCUUUUGCGCGGACUUUUCCGUCCCCGUCCUUCAUCUGUCUGCAGCAGACUGACGCUUGACUGACGCUUGCACUGAAGUGACAUGCGAGCAUUGAUCGGGGCGCAGAAGUCGUAGAUGAACUGCGCGCACACAUCCUGCAGGUUCAGCCUAAAGCCGCGGCGCUCCGGUAAAGAAGUCUUUACCAAGGACCGAACAUGAAAUCCACGAGUCAGGAUCAGAGUUUGUCAGACUCCAGAGAGCUGGACAGAUCUUACGAUCCGCUCACAGGCAAUCCUCCAUCCAGGCCCAGUAAGAAGACCAUAAAGCAGCGCUUCCUCAAACUGCUGCCCUGCUGUCGCUCUGGCUCCAGCUCUUCAGUCAAUCAAAGAAGUAUAAUUGAUGAGUCUGAGCUGGCCACGGUGUGGUAUAGGCCGGAGGGACUCGACCGUCUUGUGCAGCAGACAAAUUUCAGCAAGAAAGAGCUGCAAGUUCUCUACCGGGGAUUUAAAAAUGAGUGUCCAAGCGGCUUGGUGAAUGAGGAGACGUUUAAAAGCAUCUACUCCCAGUUCUUCCCUCAGGGAGAUUCAGGCAUGUACGCACACUUCCUGUUUGAAGCCUUUGACACUCAUAACAACGGGUCGAUCAGCUUCGAGGACUUUGUCACAAGUCUGUCGAUCAUCUUGAGAGGCUCCAUCACCGACAAACUCAACUGGGCCUUUAACAUGUACGACCUCAACAAAGACGGCUGCAUCAGCAGAGAGGAGAUGACAGAUAUAAUGCACUCCAUCUAUGACAUGAUGGGGAAGUACACCUACCCCUGCAUGAAGGAGAGCGCUCCGAAGGAGCACGUCGACAGCUUCUUCCAGAAAAUGGACAAGAACAAGGAUGGAGUGGUCACCAUUGAGGAGUUCCUGGAGAUGUGCCAAAAGGAUGAGAACAUCAUGCAGUCCAUGCAGCUGUUUGACAACGUCAUCUAGACAUUGAUAGACACACAUGGAAGAGAUAUUUCCCACCUGCCAGAGCUCUACUGCAGUCAUACGGCUCCGAGCCACGUUGGGUGGUGUUUCUGGGCCUAAACCCAGCGGUGGAGGGUUCAAAUGGCAAAGACCUGAUGAUAUCUACCCUAAAAACACCCCCUCUAAACUUCUGUCAGUGGAGAGACUGGGCAGAGCGACUCAAGUCUGCAAAAUGUGAAACUGAAUUUUUAAAUAGUUGUAGAAAAUAAUGUUUUAAAAUGAUGGUUAAAUGGUUGUUUUAUAUACUGAAGAGAGACUGUACAGACACCUGGAACAAAUGAGAUACAUGUUGUACAGUAUCAAGCACUUUCUUUACUCAAACUUAUCCUAUAAUGAGGGACAGGUCUAAGUUCGAAGCAAUAAUCCUAAAGUAACAUGUUAUAAGUUCUUCACUGAGCUCGUCUCUUCCUUUCAUUCUUCUACAUGGUGUGUAUUGUGUCUGUAUGGUGUAUCUGUUUUGACUCAGAAAUGUUGAAUUAAAGUGUUAAUAUGUGGACAUAUUUACAAUGGUGAUGAGGAAACUCAAUAAAACCGCUAUGCACAUGC